GCUAGAUUGGCCUCGGCUGACCUGCCAUCACCUUGCGGAACACGCCAUUCACAAAAGCAUCUCAUGCUAAAAGAACCUAGUUCGGCGUCGUAAGAGAUUCCCUCUCUUUCUUCUUCUUUCUGCCAUAGCGAAGCCAUUUUACCAACUUGAGCAAGUAUACCUGAGUCAGAGUCAAGAAAGAGCCCAACACACAAUGAAUCUUGUCAAGCCCGACCAUCAUCAGCUCGCUAGCUAUCCCGACUUGAAGGGCAAAGUGGUAUUCUUGACUGGUGUUGGACAGACUGGAAGUUUGGAUGAGCCAAUGUGGGGUAAUGGCGCCGCUACAGCUCUCCUUCUAGCCCUCCAGGGAGCUCGCGUAUUUGGCUGCGACAUCAACUACCAAGCGGCCAUUCAUACCAAAGACCGCGUGGCCGCCGAAGGGGGAGAAAUCACUGUGACCGAGGCCGAUGUUACAGUUGCCCAAGACGUGAAAAAGGCAGUUGACGAAUGCGUCGCCACGUAUGGGCGUAUCGAUAUUCUUAUCAACAACGUUGGGCGUUCCGAACCAGGAGGGCCGGCUGAGCUGUCUGAAGAGGUUUGGGAUGCUCAGACCGACAUCAACCUCAAAUCCGUAUACUUGACCUGCCACCACGUAUUACCCCUCAUGGAGAAACAAGGCUCUGGCUCUGUUGUCAACAUCUCCUCAAUCGCUGGUCUGCGUUAUAUCGGCAAACCGCAGGUUGCAUACUCAGCCACCAAAGCAGCCGUGAUCCAGUUUACCAAAGCAACUGCUGUCAUUUACGCAAAGAAGAAUAUCCGUCUGAAUGCCGUGGUGCCUGGUCUCAUGUAUACACCUCUGGUUAAAGUCCUGGCGGAAAAGUAUGCGGGUGGCGACCUUGAGGGGUUCGUGGCUAAAAGACAUGACGCCGUUCCGAUGGGUGAGCAGGGUACCUCUCUUGACAUUGCAAUGGCUGUCACUUUUCUUGCUUCGCAGCAGAGCAGAUACAUUACAGGACAGAAGAUUGUGGUGGAUGGUGGUAUCACGUCGUCAACAGGCUAAAGACUUGAAGUAGAGCGAAGAGUUUAGAUGAUGUUUUAUUUUCUUGAGCAUGAUAUGUAGUUCGAGGCAUAAAUUGAGUCUCAACCCCAUUGCAGAUCAGGAUUCCAAGUAUCGUCAAACACAAUGUCCAUAAU
This is a messenger RNA of Fusarium oxysporum Fo47, 1173 nucleotides long. Its product is annotated as putative short-chain dehydrogenases/reductase. The transcript is spliced from 3 exons. The coding region runs from base 194 to 1039 and encodes 281 amino acids. The record is from RefSeq and is a predicted model, not a curated record. Gene Ontology annotation, molecular function: oxidoreductase activity. Lineage: Eukaryota; Fungi; Ascomycota; Sordariomycetes; Hypocreales; Nectriaceae.